GGCCUUUCAUUUUCUGACUCACAAGAGGGCGCUUCAAAUCGAAAAACACGCAGGCCCGGCCUUGUACAAUGUACCUGUACAUAGUAGAUAGUGUACAGUGUAAUUACACGUAGUUUUCCGAAAAUGGCGACCUUGGGAAGAAGGCUGUUCAGUAUCUGCCGAAAAACAUGGAAAAAAGGUGCAAGCCUUCGACGUCUGCCUCAGCAAAAUGCAGUGCAAUUAUUGUGCAGAAAUGCCUCAGCUUGGACAUUUGUUCCAGAUUUGCCCCCCGAAGCUCUUGGGGAAACAACCAAGAUGAACUUGUUUCAGUCGUUAACUGAUGCCAUGGAUAUUGCCCUGAGCACUGAUGAAACAGCAGUCAUCUUUGGAGAGGAUGUUGCUUUUGGAGGAGUGUUUAGGUGCACAGUGGGACUAGCCGAUAAAUAUGGCAAGGACCGUGUGUUCAACACUCCGUUGUGCGAGCAAGGCAUCGUGGGCUUUGGUAUCGGCAUGGCGUCAGUGGGAGCCACCGCUAUCGCCGAGAUCCAGUUUGCUGAUUACAUCUUUCCAGCUUUUGAUCAGAUCAUUAACGAGGCUGCCAAGUUCCGAUAUCGAUGUGGCAAUAUCUUUGAUGUUGGAGGCCUGACGGUACGAGCCCCUUGGGGAGCUGUUGGCCACGGUGCCUUGUACCACUCCCAAUCCCCCGAGGCCUUUUUUUCCCACAUACCUGGUAUAAAGGUGGUCAUACCUAGGAGUCCCAUACAGGCUAAGGGUCUUCUGCUGUCAUGCAUUAGAGACAAGAAUCCCUGCAUCUUCUUUGAACCCAAGGUCCUUUACCGUGCGGCAGUGGAGCAAGUUCCGGUCGGAGAUUAUAUGAUACCACUUGAAGAGGCAGAAAUAUUAGUCGAAGGUAGCGACGUCACCCUGCUCGCCUGGGGCACUCAGAUCCAUGUCAUGCUGGAGGUAGCCCAGUUGGCCCAGGAGAAGUUGGGCGUGUCCUGUGAGGUCAUCGACCUGAGGACCAUCGUUCCGUGGGAUGAGGAGACUGUCUGCAAGUCAGUGAAGAAGACGGGCAGGUUGCUAGUGGCCCACGAGGCCCCCAUUACUGGUGGUUUCGCCGGAGAAGUCACUGCCACAGUUCAGGCGGAGUGCUUUCUGCAUUUGGAAGCUCCAAUCCAGCGAGUCUGUGGCUAUGAUACCCCUUUCCCACACAUCUUUGAACCCUUCUACCUCCCGGAUAAGUGGAGGUGUCUGGAGGCAAUCAAGAAAAUGAUCAACUACUGAGGUCACUUGGCUCGGCCCAUUGAUGUCAUAGAUUGUAUUCCUCCUCACCUCCUUCUCUCUUAGAAACCCAAAGGCACAUGUCCAUCCACCUUGUGCAAGCAAAAGGAUGGAUGGGAAGUAAUCUUAAGGCUCAGAAAGAGUCAGACAGUAACCUGCUUUUGUCCAGCUUGGACGUCAUCUUUCAGCUCUACUAUCGGUGUCAAGCUGUUCUAGUCAUGCCCGAAUGAGAUUGCUCCACACCUUCGACUCCUAUGAAACAAACUGACGCGUCAGCUGUAGAACAGUACUCCAUGACACUGAAGCGACAAGAAAACAUGAGACGAAUCUGAGAUACGGGCACCCCCCACCUUGCACUAGAGUAGUCAUCACAGCUGCAAAUAAAAGCCUCUCAAGAAUUCAGGUCGAUAGCUCCACACGCGAUCAUGUGACGCCCCCUCUUUUUUUUAUUGCAUUUCUAUAUACCACAAUUGAUUGUGUCAUGUGAUUUGAAGGCUGUGCGUCCCACAUUGGUGAUCAUUGGGUCAUUAAAUUCGAAAAAUAAAGGUCUGGUAAUAUCAUUGUACCGUGAUAUUCAGAUUCUUGUCACUGAAUAUAAAUGUAACCUUGCCCUACAAACUUUCUCAAACUCCUUUCCCCAAAGAAAGGUUAGUGUAGUGAACCCUUUCCUUUCUUCUUCCUCAAAUCUACAGAAGUGGCACAGUUCACAAUUUUUUUUCCCUCCGAAGCAUGUUCCAUGUGAUAAUUUAAUUAAUUAGUUCAUGUCUGAAUCACUGCCAUGUGGGUGCAGUGUUGCAUCUGGCCACCUGUCUUGAAAAUGGAAAAAAAAAAUCCGAAAUUAAUUUACAUCUCCCCGGCGCAAAUCCAUCCUUGAAAUCGCAGAUUUUUACUUGUUCAAAAAUUUACAAACCAACCAGGUAUUUUUCACAUAAAUUUUCUACAUCAGUGAGCAAAUCUUCACAUUUCCUUCCCGCAUAUGAGGUACAGUGGAAAUAUGGCCUCCAGUAGCGCUUAGGGAUGUCAGUUUUGAAAACAUCACUAAGAGUGAGAGUGGGAAGCACUUUUUAGCCUCAGCUUUGAUAGGUCAGGCAGGUAUUUCAAUCCUAGAUGAAACCCCAUUAGGGUUUUGGACGAUGUGUUCUCCAUUUCUACUGUAUGCUCAAAUUUAUGUGCAGAAGAAUUGAAGCAACUUAUAAAUUCAUUAACCUUUACCAUAUCCAAUCCAACAAGAUUCUAUUUUAUCUACACUAAACCUCAACUUGAAAGAGUUAGGGCCAUAUAUGGUACUUUCUUUCUGACAUCAUUUUGGCAUUAAUUUUAACAGUCCUGAAUCCUCCAAUGUGAGUAUGAGUAAAAAUAAAUCUGAACCAUGGCCAGAAAAAUGGAGCAGGGGCCAUUGAAGCCAAAGAUGCUAACAUGUCAUACACAAGGAAACAAUCAUUUUGCUGCCUCUUUCAAAUAUAGAAAACCUAUUUUCCUUUCAUCAUGGAGAUUUUCUGUAAAGGGGGGAGGGGUUUGCUCAACAAGUAAUGUUGUAAUUUUGUAACCUAGUGAGGGGAAUGUACAAAGUGAAUUAUAAGGACAAGAAAUAUUCGGCCAGAUGGAAACCUGUCUUUUCUAGAAAGAUGCCAAACUUGUCAGUUAUAAAUAACACUCAUUUAAGUGAGAAAUGUGGUUGUACAGUCACAGAGCUUUAAAUUAGAAGUGUGCAUAUUGAACAGUUAUAUAGAAUUGUAACCUAAUGACAGAGAGAGAUGGUUAACAAUGUAAUGAAGGGUAUUUGAAAUAUGCCACUAGGUUUGAAUGUGACUGUUUUCAGCAAACAUGUACAUUUAUCAAACAUAAAAUCCAGAGCAUGUCAAGAACUAUAAUUUGUGUGUCUGUGCUGGAAUUGAGUUUUGUUUACAAAAACCUUUCAGUGUUUUUUUUUGUGUGGGGGGGUGUCACAUUUCCAGUGGCUGGCUUGAAAAGCCUUGUAUCACAACUUGCUUUGUUUUGGUGUGAAGGCCUGCCAAAGAAGAAUGUGUGAAACAAAAACAAGAAGACAAAGCCCGGGAGUGGGAUUUUAUGUUAUCAGGACCUUUCAGACUGUACAUUUGCUAACAACUACAUCAUCAGACAGAGAAAAAAGGCAGUCAGGCGUAAACAAAUUAUAACACAGGGAACAUGAGUACAUUAUUGCUGUACUUCCAUGCAUAACUCAGCCAAUUGCGCCAUCAAAAGCUACAUACGUGUUCAGAAGAAGGUAUUGGGAGCUGUUUGGUACAAAACCUAUGUCCAAGUCUUUCUCUCUUUCUUACUUUUUUCUUUUAGGGGAGGAAGCGUUCUAAUCCACACCUCUGAUAUUUGUAGUUUACCCUGUAGAGCUCUAUUUCACUUUGAAACUCUCAACAGGGUUAUUGUUUUUAAUGGAAGAUGUGGAUUUUUGUCAAGUAUUAUCUAAAGACUAUUGCACAGUAAUAUAUUCAGUCAAUUAUUAUUUUUAGUCGUGUCCAGUAGGAAGUAACCAUUCUGUUAUUGUUACAAGAAGGUGGAGAUCCACCUUCCACCUGUCUAAUGUUAUGCAGCUGGUCAGUAUGUUGAGGGCAAAAAAUGUUUUGCUUGGCCAAAAACAGGAUACCAGCCAAAAAGUCCUCUAUGUCCCAAACACUUCUUGUAAACUGGUUCCCCGUGGAUUGUCUGUCUCUUCAAACACAUACAUUAUGUGUAGCUUUGCGAAUCAAUAUGCCAGUCUUAUUAGUAGGUAGAGGAAAUUGGUCGGUGGCAGAAAUACAUUUGACAUUUAUCAGCUGCCAUUAAACGAGGCUUGUGAAUUAGAAACUGGCAGAUUGCCAAAUCCCUAAUGUCUGCUUAGAGAUGACAGUGGGGGCAAGUUGGUCAGGGCCUAAUUUCACAGAGCUACUUAGCAGUUAGCAGCAAAGUCAUGCCAACUUCUGCAGAAAAAGUUUGCUCAUUUGAAGCACUAUGUCAUGGCAGUACUUGGCGUGGUACUAAAGGUUUUGCAUGCGUAGAGAUUUCUAUCGUUACGUUUCUAAGUUUGAGCAAAUUUUUCCUCCAAAGUUAGCAUGCCUUUGGCUGUGCCUACGCUUACAAUCUCCCUGAAAUAUGUGGAGCCUCUGUUAGCCUGAAAUCAUGUGCCAAGCAGCAUAAUGAAUUUUGUCCCUGAGCUCAUAUUUUAGGGAGUCAAAUUCAUGAUGCUUACUGGCACAAAUCCGCUGAGCACAAAAUGGUCUUUUUGUUAAAAGCGAAAUCUGAAGAUCAGCAUAUUCCGUUAAAGUGCUUUGUACAGAUGUAACAGUGACGUCUCAUUAAAAGGUUACUGUGACCAAUUAAAUUUCAACCAGAACCUUAUAAAAAGAAAACAAAAGACUUAACAAGAUUAGGACCCUCGGAGUUGCAGUAUUUUGUUGUGACGGUGUUUUUAUAUUGAGAUUUCCUCAUCUGUAGCCCAUUGUUUGUUGAUUUCUUUCACUGAAUUGUUCAGGUCUCUGUGUAUAUGCAGGUCACUGUGGUAAGGGAUUCCUGUCGGCUCCAAAGGAUAUCCUGGUUUGCUGAGUAGUGCACUGAAAAGAAACACAUAUUGUACAAUUCCAGGGCAAUCAAGGAGAGGGGUGGAGCUUAACAGACCUCCCCCCCAUAAAAAUAGUCUUGAAAUCACUGUGGUCAGGUAAUGGCUCCACAGAUUGUUCACAUUUCAGUCGUAGAACCUUAUUGUACUGUUGAUAUCGUACAUGACAAGAUGCAUAAAGAGAUACCAUAGAAAAUAAAUUGAACUAUCUUUAUUUUUCUUUACCAUUUUUGAACGAGUUUCAAAAACUGAUGCAGGUACGUUUACUGCAAAAAGAGGGACCGUAACAGAGACAUGUUUGCGUGGGCUGAUCCAAGCCAAAGCUCACCUACACCUGACACCGUAGGCUGCUCUUUCGCCAGAGAAGCAGCCUCAGAAUUGAUGACUUUCAAAGUUUCUUUUCCCUUUUGUCCUCAGUGGGGUUGAUUUUAGAUUGUUUUUUUUUUAUCCCCGCUAAUGGAAAGCAUGUACCACUCUUGGCGAGGAGACAUGUCAUUUUGUUGCCUGUGGCGGUAUGUGUUUAUUUCGCAGUUUUGUUUUAACGCUGAUGGAAGAGAGAUUUAACUGAAAGCCGUUCAGUUUGCUUUCAAGUUUUCCCAAGACCCUUUAAAGGGCGAGUUUUAUGAAUUUGUUCUUUGUUGUUCUGUUUUGAAGAACUCUAUACAGUUUUGAAAUGUGAUACAUGAAGAAAAUGUGAAGACACAAUUUGGCCGGGAAGUAAA
Messenger RNA from Acanthaster planci (crown-of-thorns starfish), 5550 nucleotides. Its product is annotated as 2-oxoisovalerate dehydrogenase subunit beta, mitochondrial-like. The record is from RefSeq and is a predicted model, not a curated record. Gene Ontology annotation, biological process: response to nutrient; branched-chain amino acid catabolic process. Gene Ontology annotation, cellular component: oxoglutarate dehydrogenase complex. NCBI's taxonomy places the organism in Eukaryota, Metazoa, Echinodermata, Asteroidea, Valvatida, Acanthasteridae.